Molecule: messenger RNA, 2478 nt
Organism: Thermochaetoides thermophila DSM 1495
Lineage: Eukaryota; Fungi; Ascomycota; Sordariomycetes; Sordariales; Chaetomiaceae
Product: phosphatase-like protein
Exons: 1
Coding region: 1-2478 (825 amino acids)
Biological process (GO): phosphatidylinositol dephosphorylation
Molecular function (GO): phosphatidylinositol-4,5-bisphosphate 5-phosphatase activity
Source: RefSeq, a predicted model, not a curated record
AUGGAGGAGAGUAAAGAGAAGAUCGGCGCCGAAGACUUUGCCUUCUGGUUUGGUGACUUCAAUUCGCGGCUUGAUCGGCUACCUGGGGAUGACAUUCGCCAUCUCCUGAUGCUCCAUACCAAGGGCGAGUAUGACGUAUCUAAGCAAGUACUCUCACAAGGAGAGACGCUUGGAGAAGAGGCCCUUGGUAUGCAACAACCUCCAGCUAGUGGCACUGAGACAUCAGAUAAAGCCACUGUUGACGCUGAACUACGGAUACGAUCAGAAGACAAAGGAGAGGAAACCAGCAACUGUGAUGACGAUUCUCUACUUCCUUCCGACUCUGAUGAAUUUUCUCUUGAUCCACACCAGGACCCUGGCUCUCUCCAGUCAACUCUUGAUUCUCUGCUUCCGCACGAUCAGCUUCUCCGUCUGAUGAAAGAACGCAAAGCAUUCCAUGAGGGGUGGCGAGAAGGUCCAAUAAGAUUCCUGCCCACUUAUAAGUACGAUAUAGGCACCGUUACUUCUUUCGACUCUAGCGAGAAACGAAGGCCGCCGGGCUGGUGUGAUCGCAUUCUUUACCGUUCUCGCAUGGACCUGGAACGGUACGAACGAAAAGUCAGAGAGGAAGAGGCACUUCGUAAACGAGAAGAGGAAAUGAAAGCACGCGGCAUCCUUGAGGAUAUUGACGAUCAAGUGUUGUUUGCCUACGAUCCUGAAAACGACGGUGAUGAUCAACCAGAGACUGCCAAAAUUGACUACGACGAAUUCAACGAGACCGGAGAAGGACACGACUAUGAGACUAUGGAAGUUGAAGACAAGGACAAGAUAUGGCUCGAGUUGUACACAUCUCACCAGCUGAUCACGUCAUCGGAUCACAAGCCUGUUUCUUCAAUCUUCACCAUAGAGUACAACGCUGUGGUUCCCAGCCUGAAGGCGAAGGUCCAUGCUGAAGUUGCUCGGGAGCUGGACCGGGCAGAGAAUGAGGGGCGUCCAAUCAUCACUGUUGUGGUUGACCAACACGACGUCCAUCAAAAUGACAAGGGUCGCAGGUCCGCGGAGAGCGAACAGGUGGAUUUCGGAGAGAUGGUAUUCCUGAGAAAGAAAGCAGCAUCGCUCAUCAUAGCCAAUACGGGGAGAGUUCCGGCAACUUUCUCGUUUGUCAGGCCGGCUGUGGAAGGUUUGGAAGACAAUACUACACUACAUUCGUGGCUCUCAACAUCGUUUGUACGCUAUGAGCCUCCUGAUCAAGACUUCGCCUCGGUUAAACUUGGGACAGAAGUCACUCUCGAGCCGGGUGAAACUAUCAACGCGCUUCUCGAGGCCCUAGUCAACGACGUGAAUCUAGCUCGCUCUUUAAACCAGGGACAAGCCUUGGAUGAAGUACUGAUUCUGAGCGUUAAGAAUGGUAGAGACCACUUCAUCCCUGUGAGGGCUUCCUGGGCCCCAAGUUGCAUCGGCUGGUCUAUACCAGAGCUUAUACGAGUUCCUGACGGGGGCAUCCGUGGCUUUGCCAAGUCGCGUUUGCUGGAUCAAACCGAGGCUAGAAAUCUUGAUUCAGACCUACCCGUUCACCGACCUGCUCCAAAGGAACUCUUGCACCUCAUUGAAGCUCUCGAAAUUCUGACCCAGCGCGCUACAGCCGAAGCGCAAAUGAUUGAAGAUCUUACCAUCCCUCACGACCCGGGCUGGCCAUUCGACGAAGCUACCUGCACAAGCAUCGACCGUGUAACCCGCCUCUCACUCGUCGCCUCUGUCCUGGAUGCACUUGAUCAAGACCAGCCUCUUCUUCAAUCAUUUCCUCCGGAAGUAUCCGUUCUCGCUCGUCUCGAGGUCGUUUCUCAUACAUUGAUUCUUUUCCUUUCUUCCCUCACCGACGGUAUCGUCCCUACUCACAUCUGGAAUAUAUUUGUGGAGAACCAGACCUUAUUGGAAAAGAUUACCACGGCUUACAACAGCAUCACCACUGGUUCGCUCGCUUCUGCUAAUGCUGCAUGUGCCGCUGCACAGGAUGCCAUACUUGAUAUCCUCAUUCAAGCCUCCCCCCAUCACAAUAUCAGUUUCGUUUUCUUGACUGCAACUCUCUCUCGCGUUGUGGCAGAACUCAGUCCUAUGACCAAGACCCAGUGGGACCUGCUGAUGCAGCAGCAACCAGCACAACAGCACAAGCUUUCAGGGAGGACUAUUGGCUCCUCUAUUGGCGGAGUUUUCGGUAGACGUGCUGUGAGUGCUAGCUACAGUUUCACAACCGAUGGAAGCAGUAAUGCCGCUCCCCACAAGAAUGCCCCUGAUGCUGCUACUGUCAGCAGGAGGGCGACUAAUCUGGAUGAGGCGACUUCUGCACUUGCACAGAGACGAGCAAGAGAGAAACGAGUGGCAGAUCUGUUUGCGCCACUUAUUUGUCAUGGUUUGGAGGGCACUAUCCAAAGCAAGGAAUCGAAGGCCGCAGAAAAGAUGAGGGCAAUUCUUGGCUUAUUUUUGAGGGAGCGCCUCGACUAG